Molecule: messenger RNA, 3316 nt
Organism: Syngnathus acus (greater pipefish)
Lineage: Eukaryota; Metazoa; Chordata; Actinopteri; Syngnathiformes; Syngnathidae
Gene: osgn1
Product: oxidative stress induced growth inhibitor 1
Exons: 7
Coding region: 239-1816 (525 amino acids)
Source: RefSeq, a predicted model, not a curated record
AGUGUCGGAAUGGUGACAUGUUUAAUGUACAUGUCUGAAAAUAUGAAACGGUAAAUUCGGUGUGGGCAUGCGCACGUCUUUGCACGUACGCAUGUUUGCACAACGUCUCCGUUUCCAGGAGUCACGUUGCCAUGUUUAACUAUGCGGCAGAUGACAGGAGUCAGGAGCUCACUUACAUCACAUGGGGGAGGGGCUGGGUCGUGUUUGAGCCUCUAACCGAGCUCACAAAGUCGACAACAUGGAGCUUCACGACAAGGAAAGUGUUUCUGGAGAGAUUCUACCUGUGGUGAUUAUAGGUAAUGGCCCCUCAGGGAUCUGCCUGUCAUACCUGCUGUCGGGCUACACCCCCUACCUGUCAUCGGGGGCCUCGCACCCCAACCCGCUGCUGCACGACAAGCUGGCCAAGCAUCCUGGCCUGUCCCUGCUGGAGCGGGACCUGGAGUACCUGAGCGAGGGUCUGCAGGGGCGCUCGUCCAAUCCGGUGGCCGUGCUCUUCGACUCGCUGCUGCUGCCAGACAGCGACUUCGGCGUGGACCACGUGUCCCCGCUGGAGUGGCGCUACGAGCCGGAGAGAGCCGUGCCGCACUUGGUGCUGGGCAAGGGGCCUCCGGGAGGAGCCUGGCAUACCAUGGAGGGCUCCAUGCUAACGCUAAGUCUCGCUAACUGGAUGGAGCUGCCUGGGCUCAAACUGAAGGACUGGAUGAAAGACAAGAGAAGAAACGUGCGCAACGACCGUGCCACGCCGGCUGAGAUCGCGUCCUACUACCAACACUAUGUGUCCCAAAUGGCGCUGGAGCACAAUUUUGCCUGCGGGACCACCGUCACCUCGGUCAGCAGGUGCCCCGCGGACCAGUGCGACCCCCUCGGCUGCUGGAGGAUCAAGGGACUGCAGUGCCCAGAGGGGGAGGAGCUUGCGGACGAUUCUUCCGUGGAGCGGGUGCCCUUCUCCCUGCUGGCCCGCAACGUGGUGUUGGCGACAGGCACGCACGACAUCCCCGCCCGCCUGGGUGUGGAGGGCGAGUCGCUGCCCUACGUGUGCCACUCCUUCUGGGAGCUGGAGGCCGCCAUCUCCCGCGGUGAGCUGGACGAGUCGUCGGACCCAGUGCUGGUGGUGGGCGCCGGGCUGACGGCCGCCGAUGCCGUGCUGGCGGCCCACCACCUCAACACGCCCGUCUACCACGCCUUCCGCCGCGCCGUCACAGACCCGGGCCUCAUCUUCAACCAGCUACCCAAGAUGCUCUACCCGGAGUACCACAAGGUUCACCAGAUGAUGACUCAGCAGCAGCACCAACCGGCAUCCCCUCUGGACUCAUCUUCCUUGUCUCCCCGCUUGUCCUCUUCCUCAUCGUACGCCGGCUACCUCAGCUUCCCUCAGCAUCGUGUGGUUUCCUUUCGCCCAGACCGCAAAUGUGUCCUGCAGUCUGACUCGGGCCAGCGUACCGUGGUCCAAGUAUCCAAGGCGCUGGUGCUGAUCGGCGCCCACCCUAACCUGUCCUUCCUGCCUGAGCAAGGCCGCCCUCUGGGCCUGUGCCCGGACGAGGCCGUCACCUGCCGCAGGAACCCCAUCGACGUGGACCCCUUCACCAACCGCGUACUGGCCGCCAACGGGCCCGGCAUGUACGCCAUGGGCCCGCUGGUGGGCGAGAACUUUGUGCGCUUCCUUAAGGGCGGCGCCCUGGCCAUAGCCAGCGAUAUUGCCAAGGGGCGGAGGGGGGCCGUCGGCGGUGGGGCGCCGAGGACCUCGGACGCACUGGCUGACAAGUGGGUGGACAGGCAGGCGGCCACGCAGACCCUCACGAAAGUGGUGCGAUCGUAGCGAUGGCCUUUAUUGUUGUGCAAUUGGACUUCAAACAAGUAAAAAACAAAAUUUGCCUUUUAUCAAAGCAGUGGUUCUCAAACUGAGAUUCUCCGGGGGUCUGCAAGCCGUAGCUCAAGCGUCAAUGUUAUUGAAGUGAGGCUAUUGCACUGUCUAACAGAAAUGUAGUGCUUCGCCGCAAUCUUGUGGCAUCUCAAGAAAUUUAUGAAUCUGUUUGGAGGCGUCACUCGUAAUCUUUUGCUAUUUGUGGCACGGUUCCUUCCCUCAUUCCAUAUGUUGUAGCAUUUCAUCCAAAUUGUUAUAGUGUGCUGUAAUUGCCUACAGUUGCCAACGGGUGGCAGUGAAGCUCCUUAAUACAAAAGUAGCAAAAGAGAUCAUAAAUCUUGAUGAAAUGGCGAAAAGGCUGGCAGGCCUAUAAAAUAAUUGAAAUGACUAAUUAAUAAAAUAAUAUAGCUGUUAUUCCUACCUACCUACCUUAAUUUUGCACAUUUUUACCAGGAUAAAGAAUGUAAUAUUUUGAGAAUAAAAUUGUCCUUUUGAAAUUCACUUACUCUCUUUAGGUAAACAUUCAAAAAUACCCAAUUAUUCUCAUAUAAUUAGUGUUUUGCAACAAAAGAUGUAGUUGUAUUCUUAUAAAUCUCACAAAUGUUUUUUUUUUUUGCAAUUUCCAUCAGUUUUGUGUUGUUGUUGUUGCCUUUAAUUGGGUGUGAACCCAAAAGGUUCAGGUGCUGUUCACCUUUUUUGUCCUGUUCCCCCCCCCCCCCCCCCCCCCCCCUAAAGUUACCUCACUGUGGGCGUCAGGGACCAAUGAGUACCACUUUAAGAACCACUUCCUUCCUUCUACAACUGGGUCGCAUGACCAAAACAAGUCAGUCCAAAUUGGAAUUGGGAGUUCCUUCUUUCGUAAUACCUGUUUAAUUGUGUUGUCAUCGUUUUGAUAAGAUAUGAUAUGCUUGGUGUCUGGAUUCUUCCUUACAAGACCAAAGCCAUGAUUGGACACACUGUCAAGACUCCCUUUCUGUAACGUGUUUCAUGGAGUCAUUUACAUUAUUGAAAAUAUACAAUGUUGUGACACACUUGAUAAAAACGUUAAUAUUUUUUUGCUGUCCGCCUUGCUUCCUUCCUGCAGUUUUUUGUAAUUCUUGCAUCCUUACUUUCAUCCUUUCAUUGAUUAAACUCCUCCAUUCUCUCCUCUCUUUUCUACUAUUUUAGUUUUUAUUCCUGGCCUUCCUCCCUGUUUUUCUUCCUAACUUUCUUUUCCUUCCCUUUGGACUACUUUCACAUUCAUACAUACUUCCUUUACCUAAAAAACACUUUUCUGACUUUCUUCCUGCGACCUGCUUUGUGCUUGACUCAAAGUGUUUGCCAUUAAUGACCUGUAAAAGCAAUAAUUUAUAUAGUUUGGAAUAUGCACAAGACAAUGUGAUGCUUGUAACAGCAUAUAAACAUGUUUGUAUUCAAUCAAAUUGUGGCUAUUAAAAGCACUAAUAUGCAAACAUA